ACGAGGUCUGUAAAUGAAAAACAUGUGGUUUAUAAGAAGGCGAUAUUCACUGUUGUGAUCCGAGAUCUCUUCACUCCACAGAUACAGACUCAGAGAGAGAGACUUUUAUUUUGUCUUUUUAAUCUACAUCAUUCCUCAUCUAAACAUGGAGACAGUAACAAACAGGAGAAAUUCUGAGGAACAUUUUUGGAGAAGUCGGCACUUAAGGCUGAAUGAUUUAAAAAAGGAAGCUCGAGGUUUGGUAAAUAAGUGUCUUUUCAAAGACAACAUCCCAGAAUACCCUCACCCAGAGUUUGUCGUAUCUCAUGUGAAACACGACACAGACAGAGAGGGAUUGCGUGGCAUCAGUGAGGAUAACGGCUUCAAGGCCCCCUUCAAGGACCUGUCCUCUAAGUUGGGUCUGCUGUGGUGGAGUCUGUCUGUGGGACCUGAUGAGAUAAAGUCAGCUGAGAGGAGACUCCUGAAGAACACCUACCCAGAUCAGACGGAGGAGGAGCUCCAGAAGCAGCAGGGAUUCCUGGAGAAGUUCACCACCUCUCCAGCCUUCCUGAAGAGCUCCAGGCUGGGCUCGUACCGCUUCACCUUCCCCCUGGAGGAACUGCUGGAGGCCUACAGCAAACAGUUUUGCUCCGGCGCUCCACCCGUCAUGCGAGUGUUUAAAACAAGCUUCUACAAACAGGAAGUGAAUUACGUGGUGCUGGUCCACAGUCCAGACCAGGACCAGUUCUCUGACUAUCCUCUGCUGACUGAAGACCCAGACGCUGUGUGCACUUACAGAGACGGCUGCUUCAUCUGGAGGCCUGAGGCCAUGAGUGGGACACACGGAUAUGAGUUGAUCGUGGGACCUGAUCAGAUGGAAGUGACGGAGCUGUUUGAUGAUAACGUUCAGUACUAUGUUUGGGAUAAUGUCUCCAUCGCCCUGCAUGUGGAGGAUAAGGUGCUGGACUUUGAUGCCGGCCGACUGAGAGAGAACCUCAAGUCCUGUCGUGGAGAAAUAUUUAGAAAGCGUGGUGUCAAAUAUGAAGACUUCCCAACAGAGGAGCUUGUUAAUGAAUUGUGGCCUGACCAUCCCUCCCCACUGGAGAAAGAUGAAUAGCUAAAUUAAGUGUCAACAGUGUCACCAUCUGAUAGUUUUUCACUAUUAAAGUGUUUUCCCUGAAUCUU
Molecule: messenger RNA, 1164 nt
Organism: Perca flavescens (yellow perch)
Lineage: Eukaryota; Metazoa; Chordata; Actinopteri; Perciformes; Percidae
Exons: 5
Coding region: 146-1096 (316 amino acids)
Source: RefSeq, a predicted model, not a curated record